Molecule: messenger RNA, 1604 nt
Organism: Dothidotthia symphoricarpi CBS 119687
Lineage: Eukaryota; Fungi; Ascomycota; Dothideomycetes; Pleosporales; Dothidotthiaceae
Product: SURF6-domain-containing protein
Exons: 3
Coding region: 1-1563 (520 amino acids)
Biological process (GO): ribosomal large subunit biogenesis; ribosomal small subunit biogenesis
Cellular component (GO): nucleolus
Molecular function (GO): RNA binding; DNA binding
Source: RefSeq, a predicted model, not a curated record
AUGGGCGAUGACCUCGAGGCGCGAUUGAAGAGCCACGCUCAGGCUUUUGCAGGGCUGAUGUCUCUCAUCCCAGCUAAAGAUUACUACGGCAAAGACGAGAGUAUUACUAGCACACAAUGGCAACAAAAGAAGAAGCAAACCACAGAACAGCGGCAAGCUGCCAAACGCGCAAAGCUGGAUCCCGCCUCCCACAAGACCGCCAAAGACGUCAUGGAUGAGAACGCCCUAAAGCGCAAGCGAGAGCUGGAGGGUGAGGGUGGGCUAUCUGGGGAAGAGUCGUCCGACCUCGACAUGUACAUCGAAAAGGAGAAGCCUCUGGAGGGUAUCAAGAUCAAAACGAAAAAGCAGAAGACUGAGGACGCUGCCGCAGACACUGCGGGUGACAAUGACGACGUGAAGAGGUCCAAGGCUCAAGCUUUGAAGGAGGCAAAGGCUGAGAAGAAGAAGGAGAAGAAGAAGGACAAGCAGGCACAGAAGAAGAAGCAACUGGAAACAAAGAAGGCGCGACAGUCAGAUUCCGGCAAAGUUGGCGCCGACACUAAAGCGCCAAAGGGAGAUGAAAUGGACGAAGAAGAUGAAAAUGAAGAUGACGACGAGCUCGACAACGCGGAGGAUCGUGUCGAAGAUCUAGACGUCAGUGGUCUCAUCGAAGAGGUCCAGUCUACUGAUCCAUCUACUGCUGAAAAUUCAAACACCUCGCCUUCCGUCGUCUCUGCCGAUUCCUCGUCCUCGUCUACCGUUCCUCCGCCAGGGGAAGAAGCGCCCGAGAAGAAAGAGAAGAAGCCUUUCGUAUUCGAUCAACAAAGUCACGACAAUUUCCGAGCUCGAUUAAAUGCAAAACUUGAAGCCAUGCGUGCAUCGCGCAAGGCCGAUGGACCCGACGGACGACCUGCAAGAAAUCGCGCAGAGCUUAUCGAAACGCGGCGGAAGAAGGAAGCUGAGCGGAAAGCAGCCAAGAAGACAAGUCGUCAAGAAGCCAAGGAGGACGAGGCACGCCAAAAAGCCGAGGAGCAACUCGCGCGGAUAAGAGGCGGAUCUGGCUCGCCUUCAAUCUUCCCAGCAAGGUCACCGGAAACGGAGCGUAGCUUCAACUUUGGCAAAGUCGCGUGGGAGGACGGUCAACAACUGCAGGGCAGCCUGUCCGGAUUUCUCGAAAACAGAAAAAAGAAGGGCAAGUCUGACGCGAAGACUGCGCUGGAAGCUGCGCAGAAGAAGCACGCGCGGAUCAGCGGCCUCGACGAGACAAAGCGCAAGGACAUCGAAGAGAAGGAUCUGUGGCUCAACGCAAAGAAGAGGGCGCAGGGCGAGAAGGUACACGACGAUGUCGGCCUGCUGAAGAAGAGCCUGAAGCGCCAAUUGAAGCAGAAGGAGAAGAGCAAGCAGGAGUGGAAGGACAGGCUCACGAACGUCGAGCAGGGCAAGGAGAAGCAGCAGAAGCGGCGAGAGGAGAACUUGAGGAAACGGAAAGAAGACAAGGGCCAGAAGGGCAAGAAAAAGUCCAAGAAGCCCGCAAAGAAAGUCAAGAAGCGACCGGGUUUUGAGGGCACGUUCAAGGCAAGAUGAGCUCUGGGGUCGGUAUAGCGGUAAAACUUAAGCAAUUGGAU